This is a messenger RNA of Cucurbita moschata (crookneck pumpkin), 1348 nucleotides long. RefSeq lists its product as uncharacterized. The record is from RefSeq and is a predicted model, not a curated record. The coding region runs from base 45 to 1100 and encodes 351 amino acids. The transcript has a single exon. NCBI's taxonomy places the organism in Eukaryota, Viridiplantae, Streptophyta, Magnoliopsida, Cucurbitales, Cucurbitaceae.
UUCAUGAUUCACCCUUCUGAAUACAGAAACCUCUAGCAAUUGAAAUGGGAAAGACAGGCACAGGCACAGGCAGCAUCAUCAGAACAUCAAUCUUCUGUUUCCUGCAGAAAUAUCAGUACUUCACCUCUUCCUCAGCCUUGUUUGCCUUCCCUUUCUCAGUUCCCCUUCUUCUCUCACAAACCUUUGCCUUUACUUCUUCCAUUUAUUUCCUUCCAAACAUACACCAUCGCUUGAGGCUUCUUUUUUAUGCUGCAGCCUUCCCUCCUUCCCUUGAAUUCUUCUCCAUUUUCACUCUCAACCUUUCCCAAGCCAUAUUUUCUUCCAUUUUCACUCUUCCUUUCACUCUUACCUUCCUUCUUAUUGCAAAAGCCUCGGUGAUUCAAGCUCUAAAGGAGACCAAACCAACAGCCCACCCCUCCUUUUCCUCUGUCAGAACCCUUUACAGUCCACUUCUUCUCACCCAUAUUUGCAGCUCACUCCUCACACUCUCAGCAAAUGCAACAAUCUUUUCAAUUCUUUGCUUAGCUUUCAGUUUCCUUGAUGGGUUUGGCUUGUCUUCUUCCACCAGCUUUGUCUUUCUCUCAGCAGCUGGAGCUGUCCUGUAUUCCAUUGUUCUGGCAAACACUUGGGUUAUCAGUAACUUAGCAUUGGUUUUGUCAGGCAUGGAAAGGCUUGGUGGUUAUCUACCAAUACUCAAAGCUUGUGUUUUGAUUAGAGGGAAAACUUCCACAGCAUUGCUUUUGGCUCUGCCUGCAAAUUUAGCCAUGGCUGCUAUUGAAGCCUUGUUCCAGUACCGUGUAGUAAGAGCUUAUAAUGGUGUUGGAAGACUAAACCUUUCCAUGCUGUCAGAAGGGAUUGUUAUUGCAUAUCUAUACUCCAUUUUUGUCGUCCUCGACACGACGUUUAGUUGUCUGUUCUUCAAGAGUUGUAAGACGGUUUACUGGGUGGAUCUGGAAGGAAGACAGGCUCUUCAAAUACACUCUGGAGAGGUAGACAAUGUUGGUUACAUGGAUUCAAAGGUUCUACAGGAACAGAACCUGCAUUCAACAACUUGUGGAUCAUCCAUCCAUCAGGACAAUCUGCAGGAAAAAAGUAUAUAGAACUCAGUUAAAGAAUCAUAAGAAGAACCCCAGGAAAUAAUUCAAUAAGAAACUAUACAGAUAAGCAUCCACAGUAGAAUCAAAGAUCCAGGAGAAGAAAGCAUGUGAAAAUUUGAAAUUGUUCCUUUAGUUCUUUCUGUUCGGUGUUCGAAUUGUAGAUAACCAACCGUUACAUUGUGGUAGAAUAUACAGACCUCCAGUUAUCAGUAGCUUGAUUGAAAAAAUAAAACUCAACAGUUUGCAGUCUA